AUGUUCGAUGCAUGUGUGGUGGCAGUGAUAGUAGGGGAUGGUGUGAUCGUAUUCGGCGGUUGUGUUGUGACAGAAGUGAUGGCGGCAGUAGUUGUUGUAGAAGUGGUGGCGGUAGUAGUGGUGGCGGCAGUAGUGAUAUCGGCAGUACUGGUAGCGGCAGUGGUGAUUGUAGCAAUGGUGGUGGAGGAAGUGGUGGUUGUGGCAGUAGUUGGGGGCGGCAGUUGUGAUGGCGACAAUAGUUGGGGCAGCAGUGGUAUAAGCAGUACUGGUAGCGGCAGUAGUGAUAGUGGCAGUAGUGGUAUCGGCAGUAGUGGUAGCAGUAGUACUGGUAGCGGCAGUAGUGGUAUCGGCAGUAUUGGUAGUGGCAGUAGUGGUGGUUGCAGUAGUUUGGGUGGCAGUGGUUUGGGCGGCAGUAGUGGUGGCGGCAGUAGUGUAGGCUGCAGUAGUGGUGAAGACAGUAUUGGUGGCUGCAGUACUGGUUGCGGCAGUAGUGAUGGCUGCAGUAGUGGUGAUUGCAAAAGUGUUGGCGGCAAUGGUGGUGGCGGCAGUAGUUAA
Molecule: messenger RNA, 555 nt
Organism: Dreissena polymorpha
Lineage: Eukaryota; Metazoa; Mollusca; Bivalvia; Myida; Dreissenidae
Product: sericin-1-like
Exons: 1
Coding region: 1-555 (184 amino acids)
Source: RefSeq, a predicted model, not a curated record